AACUCGACUCACGCGUGCCUCUUGGCGUGCUCGACGCUGUAGUAUCGCGCGACACCGGCGGCAACCAUGACGGCGUUGACGAUGAUGGUCCUGGCCGACGCGAGGCACAUGACGGUGGUGAUGAGCGCGACGGGGUUCUUCGAGGCCGAGAUGAGUAGCGACUCCUUCCAGCUCCUCGGCAUGGCCGAGAUGGUCAUGAUCCCCGCCAUCUUCGCCCACAGGUCCAAGCACGGGACACCGACGUUCAGCAUCCUGUGCUCGGCGACGGGGGUGGUGAUCCUCUCCUUCAUGAGCUUCCAGGAGAUCAUCGAGUUCCUCAUCAACUUCCUCUAUGGGCUCAGAAUGCUCGUCAUGUUCGCGGCCUUCAUCAAGCUGCACGCCAAGAACCCGGACCUCCCCAGGCCAUACCGGAUCCCUGUCGGCACCGCGGGGGCUGCCGCCAUGUGCGUCCCGCCCGUCGCGCUCAUCACCACCGCGGGGGCUGUACUACGGCGUCGAGCACGCCAAGAGGCACACGUGGGUCGAGUUCCUGGUGCCCGUGCCGCCACCACCUGACAGCUCCCACGGAUCAACCACGGUACCUGAAGACGCCGCCGACAUCGAGGACGUCCGCGCCGGGCUGCUCGCCGACGAGACCGCUGACGAAGGCGGCAGCAAGGUCGAGUAGCUUGUCGUUCGGUA
This is a messenger RNA of Setaria italica (foxtail millet), 681 nucleotides long. Its product is annotated as probable polyamine transporter At3g19553. Lineage: Eukaryota; Viridiplantae; Streptophyta; Magnoliopsida; Poales; Poaceae. Gene Ontology annotation, cellular component: membrane. Gene Ontology annotation, biological process: transmembrane transport. The coding region runs from base 67 to 555 and encodes 162 amino acids. The transcript is spliced from 2 exons. Gene Ontology annotation, molecular function: transmembrane transporter activity. The record is from RefSeq and is a predicted model, not a curated record.